This is a messenger RNA of Rodentolepis nana, 756 nucleotides long. The record is from the annotation of a GenBank genome assembly. Lineage: Eukaryota; Metazoa; Platyhelminthes; Cestoda; Cyclophyllidea; Hymenolepididae.
AUGAUCCUAUCGGACUUUAUACCGGGUGACGUGAUGUUAAAUUCAGAUCAAAGUGGCGCAUGUUGCAAAGUGAAGAUUGGUGAAGAAAAAGUUCGAUCGCCAACUUCGAGUCAAAGUGAAGAACCGAAUUUCCCUGAACAAGAAAAAUUAAAAUCGAUAGGAGAAAAGGAAGAGACUUUAAAGGAUUCCGAUAUAAUUAAUGCAACGAUGGACUAUUCUGUAAAAGGACCCCCAUUGCCACCAAGGGAACGUAGGAAGUCCGAUUUUGAAUCGAAUGGAAGCUAUACUGCACCAACCUCUGAGUUAGAAGCGAUUCCCAACAUUGGCGACACGACUUACAGUGUGGUCGAUUCAAUGACCAAGGAAUUGGAGGUGGUGACACAGGCUGAAAGGAACUCUGGCAACCUAGAGUGCAUGGAAGUUGGCAAAUGCAACUCAAAAGAUGAAGGCGAAUUAUCACACAAGACGUCACUAAGAAACAGACGUGUAUUACCAGAACACGCUUAUUCGCUAGAUAAUGGUAGCGUGUCGUGUGGAACAGGAAGUGCUUACUCAGAGCCGGUCUUGCUGUACUUAGACACUCAAGUACUGAAUUGGCUUUGCUACCGUCUCAUAGUGCUUGGAGUUUUUCUUGUAUUCGAAUUGGGGAAGGUGGAAAUUCAAAAGUACAAUAAUUCACAAUGCAAUGCCACAGAGCUUGGUGUUGAUAGAGAGAAGGUUGAACGCGCGAAAAUGAACUCUAAGAACUUGAUCUAG